Molecule: messenger RNA, 3284 nt
Organism: Loxodonta africana (African savanna elephant)
Lineage: Eukaryota; Metazoa; Chordata; Mammalia; Proboscidea; Elephantidae
Gene: CMPK2
Product: cytidine/uridine monophosphate kinase 2
Exons: 5
Coding region: 533-2209 (558 amino acids)
Biological process (GO): dTDP biosynthetic process; dUDP biosynthetic process; dTTP biosynthetic process
Cellular component (GO): mitochondrion; cytoplasm
Molecular function (GO): nucleoside diphosphate kinase activity; dTMP kinase activity
Source: RefSeq, a predicted model, not a curated record
UGGGCGCCAGAGCUGAGCCCUAAAGGCAGAGAAGCAGCAGUCAGAUGGUCUGCGGAAGUAAGUCAGGCCAGGAGGAAGGUGCUUGCAAUGAACGCAGAAGAUGAAGAGUCAGUAGGGCAGGGCUGCGUUACCCAGCACGGCUUUAUUUGUGCGUACUUUUCACUACAGACUAGUAAGUAAGUAAACACAAGUAAGCCUGUGCCUUGCUUACUGGUUAAUCCUCUCCUGAGUAGUAAAGGUGAUCACACAGGGAAGAGAUUCCUGAAUCUAAAAGAAAGACUCUCUCUCUCUCUGACACACAGACACACACUACACUGGGUAUAGGCAAACACACACCCACACCCACACACCCCCGUUGGGGUCGAGUCGAUUCCGACUCAUCGCGACCAGAGGAGGAAUUCAAACCAGGUUCAGGGGGCCCCUUUCCACCUCUAGGCACCUGCCACUUCCCAGAACGCAGACACCCGGCUACCGCUGGGCAGAGGACUCAGAUCCUCACACGGUGCCAAGCGGCUAGGCUCGCGCCCGGCUAAUGCGGGGCUCCCCGGCCAGAAGGCAGAGAAACAGCCCUGGGAGUCAGCUCCCGGGGGACAGGCGCCGCGGGCUGGCUCCAACGCCUCACCUUGCCCCAUCGCGCGCCUCCGGGGACCGAGAGUUUCCUCCCAACGCUUGCAGCGCAGAGCACACUGGGAGGAGGACAAGGCCGGCGGAGGCCACCCCAAAACCAGUGGCCCCGGGUCCUCGGCCUGCUGGCCUCUUCGCUUUCGUUUCCGCCUUCCUCGCCGCCCAUCUCCAGGUUUCGUUUCCGAGGCGCGGCCGGAGGGAGGGGACACCGGGAGGCGGCCUUAUGGCCUUCGCCAGCCUCCCGCCCGCCCAGCUCCUGCUCCGGCGACUCUCCAGGCAGUUGCGCCCGCGGCGCGGGGCCUGCGCGCGGACCAUGGUUCCGGACCGCUGCUUCGCCCUGGAGCUCCCCGACUGCACUUUGGCUCACUUCACUCUUUGCGCCCACGCCCCUGGCGAUCCUCCAGGAGCCUGCCAGGAUGCCCGCCUGGCCGCGAUUCUGGGCUCCCCGGGACGCAACUACUCCCUCUGCGUGCCGCUGGCACCUGACGCUGGCUCAGGGGCGCGGGUCCGGGCUGCCAAGCUGCACCAGCGACUGCUCCAGCAGCUGCGCCGCGGCCAGUUCCAGCAGUGCCAGCUGCGGAGGCUGCUCUCUUACCGCCCCGGCGGCCAGCCCGGGAGCGCGCAGCACGGCUUCCUGCUCCAUGACCCCUGGGACUGCCUGGAAACCAGGCGCGCUCUGAUUGAGCUGCUGCGAGCCUGCAAGGAAAUCCCUCACCCGCACCUGGGGGAGUUUGAGACCGACCCCCAUGGCCAGCUAUGGCAGCGGUUGUGGGCGCUGCAGGACGGCCGACAGCUGGAGGUGGGGUGCGCCCUGGUGAUGCCCACCCAGGAGCCCCCGCUGCACCCCGUUUUGCCUGACCUGCCCAGCUCCGUGGUCUUUCCCAGCCGGGAAGCAGCCCGGGCAGUGUUGGAAGCGUGCACAUCCUUUAUACCUGAAGUCCAAGCAGUGCUUGACCUGGUUGACCAAUGCCCAAAGCAGAUCCAGAAAGGAAAGUUCCCAGUUAUUGCCAUAGAAGGACUGGAUGCCACCGGUAAAACCACAGUGACCCAGGCUGUUUCGGAUUCUCUGAAGGCUGUUCUCUUAAAAUCACCUCCUUCUUGUGUUGCCCAGUGGAGGAAAAUCUUUGAUGAUGAACCGACAAUCAUAAGGAGAGCUUUUUACUCUUUGGGCAAUUAUAUUGUGGCUUCUGAAAUAGCUAAAGAAUCUACCCAGUCUCCUGUGGUUGUAGACAGGUACUGGCACAGCACAGCCACUUACGCCUUAGCCACUGAGAUAAGUGGUGGCCUCCAGCAUCUGCCCCCAGCCCAUCACCAUAUAUACCAGUGGCCAAAGGACCUGCUUAAGCCAGACCUGGUCCUGCUGCUCACUGUGAGUCCUGAGGAGAGAAUGCGGAGAAUUGCGCGCCGGGGAAUGGAGAAGACCAGAGAAGAAGUUGAACUUGAGGCCAACAAUGUGUUUCGUCAAAAGGUGGAAGUGUCCUACCAGCGGAUGGAGGACCCCAGCUGCCACGUGAUUGACGCCAGCCCUUCUAGAGAGAAGGUCCUCCAGACUGUUUUAAGCCUAAUCAAAAAUCAUUGUAAUUAAUUGUAGUUACUCCUGGCCGGUGACACGUUUUACUAGAUUAGGUAUUGUUUGACACAUCUAAGCCCCCAACUUCUUACACAGUUUUCCCAGAUUUCUUUUGUAUAAGCAUGGUGUGUAGCGGAAAAUUGGAAAUGGGGCGUUUUAACGUUACCUAAACCGUUGGGCUGUCGUCUGAAUGAUGGGUGCGUGAGGUUUCAGGUGGGUCAUGUUCCCUGGAGACAGAGGCGGUUGCUUUUCUGCCUGGUAUGUUAAACAUGUUCUUGGAACAUAUUUCUAACUACACACUACCAGAUCCCUUUGAAGGUUUGUCUUAUCCAAAAAGCAUCAAGCGUACAGGAAAAUCUUCCAAUUCAACUGGAAGCCCUUCGACUCUCUCCCACUUCCACGCCCUGGCAAGCUGGUGGUAUUUGCAUGUGUCCUGCAUUGCCUUCUCUCAGAUAUGUUUGUGCUCUGUCAUCAUGGGCUAGCUGUAUCUCCAUGAGCCCCAAAUCGUGUAGCCAAGCAUUUCCACUGAACAUGUUCAAGUGCCCUGAGUGUUGAAGGACACCCCCUCUGGAGCCACCUCGUGCCUGAGGCUUAGAACCCUUUAGAGAGUUCCCUGGGUUAACACUUUAGAGUCGAAUACAGAGACGUCAAACGUGAAAUGCCCUACUUACUCGUACCACAGCUUCCGUUGAAUCACAUUUUGCUUAUUUCUGUUCCUUCCCUUUCUUCUGUAAAUAUGGCUCUGAAUAUAACGAGCUUUUUGCACUGAACUGGAUGCAUUUAACUUGGCUAAUCCAGCAAUUUAUUGAUCUUGAUGUUUAUAGUUCAUGGACUAUGAUUCACGAAUUAAAACUGAAGCCAAGAAGCUAAACUCAAUGUUUGUUGUAUAUUUUUAUUAGGCAGAUUUAAUUUAUCUUGAUCGAUAGGCACAGUGGAUCCUGGAAUGUUGUCUAUCAGCAAAUUUUCUUGCCCUCGGUUAGCUUAUGAACACAUGUGGAAUCGUUUUGAGACCUGUGUGCAUAGGUUUUGUUUUUUUUUUGAGAAAGGGGGAAGCUUAGUAGCUAUCUGGCUUUGGGUGUGUCAUUUAACG